AUGAAUCAACACAAUAAGAAACGUUUCAAUAUUUAUGCACUCUUUCUUAGAAUAUAUACAAUUUGUUAUCCUUUACUUAAAAUAUUUUGUUUUUUUUGGGUCUCUAGAUUAAGUUAGACUUCAAACCCAACUGAUGGAAAAACCCAGUCAUAUUUUAAGGACUUAGAUACCCAUAAUGAUUAUCAAUGGGAUAUGAAUGCUUCAAAUUUGUUUUUGAAGAUAGAAAUAUUCCUAAUUGUGAGGCCAAAGGAAAGGACUAGAGUAAAAUGGAGUGAUGAGGAUGACUUGAAAUUACGGAUUUCAGCAUAUGAAAUAAGGACCUCAGGCUGUUGCUAAUAAGAGGAAUAAUAAGAAGCGAUACAAGAGGAGAGUAAAGUUUAAAAUUAAAUUGCAAAAGGAAAAGAAUAACAAUAUAAACAUGACACACUAAUCAAUUAAUCAUCCAAUAACAUUGUUAGGAAAUUCGAUUAAAUCUCUACCUUUUAUUCCUACUUCCAAUAAUAUGAAUCUAAUUCAAACUAGGAUACUAGAUGA
Paramecium tetraurelia is the source of this 534-nucleotide messenger RNA. RefSeq lists its product as uncharacterized. NCBI's taxonomy places the organism in Eukaryota, Ciliophora, Oligohymenophorea, Peniculida, Parameciidae. The transcript has 2 exons. The record is from RefSeq and is a predicted model, not a curated record.